UCACUUCCCCCCGGCGGAUGUCCAAUCGCGCCGGAUCCUCACACAAGUCCAUGUGUGGUUCUUUUCACUUCCCCCCGGCGGAUGUCCAAUCGCGCCGGAUCCUUUACAAGUCCAUGUGUGGUUCUUUUCACUUCCCCCCGGCGGAAGUCCAAUCGCGCCGGAUCCUCACACAAGUCCAUGUGUGGUUCUUUUCACUUCCGCCCGGCGGAUGUCCAAUCGCGCCGGAUCCUCACACAAGUCCAUGUGUGGUUCUUUUCACUCCCCCCGCCGGAUGUCCAAUCGCGCCGGAUCCUCACACAAGUCCAUGUGUGGUUCUUUUCACUUCCCCCGGCGGAACUCCAAUCGCGCCGGAUCCUCACACAAGUUCUUGUGUGGAUUUUUCCAUUUCCCCCCGGCGGAAGUCCAAUCGCGCCGGAUCCUCACACAAGUCCAUGUGUGGUUCUUUCCACUUCCCCCCGGCAGAAGUCCAAUCGCGCCGGAUCCUCACACAAGUCCAUGUGUGGUUCUUUUCACUCCCCCCCGACGGAUGUCCAAUCGCGCCGGAUCCUCACACAAGUCCAUGUGUGGUUCUUUUCACUUCCCCCGGCGGAACUCCAAUCGCGCCGGAUCCUCACACAAGUCCAUGUGUGGUUCUUUCCACUUCCCCCCGGCGGAAGUCCAAUCGCGCCGGAUCCUCACACAAGUCCAUGUGUGGUUCUUUACACUUCCCCCCGGCAGAAGUCCAAUCGCGCCGGAUCCUCACACAAGUCCAUGUGUGGUUCUUUUCACUUCCCCCCGGCGGAAGUCCAAUCGCGCCGGAUCCUCACACAAGUUCAUGUGUGGAUUUUUCCAUUUUCCCCCGGCGGAACUCCAAUCGCGCCGGAUCCUCACACAAGUCCAUGUGUGGUUCUUUCCACUUCCCCCCGGCAGAAGUCCAAUCGCGCCGGAUCCUCACACAAGUCCAUGUGUGGUUCUCUCCAAUCCCCCCGACAGAUGUCCAAUCGCGCCAGAUCCUCACACAAGUCCAUGUGUGGUUCUUUUCACUUCUCCCCUGCGGAACUCCAAUCGCGCCGGAUCCUCACACAAGUUCUUGUGUGGAUUUUUCCAUUUUCCCCCGGCGGAACUCCAAUCGCGCCGGAUCCUCACACAAGUCCAUGUGUGGUUCUUUUCACUUCCCCCCGGCAGAAGUUCAAUCGCGCCGGAUCCUCACACAAGUCCAUGUGUGGUUCUUUCCACUUCCCCCCGGCAGAAGUCCAAUCGCGCCGGAUCCUCACACAACCCAGGUAACCACUAAGCACUGUUCUGAGCAUUAUAACGGCCAUUAAACAGCUUUUCAGUGUGUAACGGGACAGGGAAGGGAAGAUAAGGUUCGGAAGGAACAAUCUCCACUUAAGCGCCAGGUGGAUUCGAGGUUCCACCGUGAAGAUGCGUGUCCAAAAUCUCUAGAAAUGUCCCGUACCCGGCCAGGAAUCCUCAGGGCGAGUCCUUUCUUCAAACCUAAACCCGCUUUCGAAACCUCAGCACGACCAAAAACCAAACCGAAAGAAUAACUAUUAGAAAAAAAUAUUUACAAUUCACAGGGUGGGUUGGUUACCAUGUGGAUUUCCUUCCCAGAGCCUAUUCUACCGUACGAAGCUAACCACCGAUCUGAGUUGAACUCCCUCUUUCACUAAAACCGUCAGAAACUACUAGAUUGGAAACCACUGCUCAUUUACGUUCAUGGCAUGCAUUUAUUUUCUCGACUUAUGCAUUGACUCACUAAAACAAACUCGAGUUCAAUUGUUCAAUUCGACCAUCAUUGUACAUUUGGGGGUUUAGGAUUAGGUUAGUAGUUUACAAUUGGGAAGAUCUUACUUGUAGGUUCACUUCCGGAAGUCGCAGCGGUAUCCCCCGGAGUCCAGCGGUGGUAAGUGCACUUACUGUGGUGAUGGCGUGAUUCGGACCGCCACGUGACGAGCUCGUUUCGCUGAUACACUUUUUGGUCGGGAACGUGUGACCUCCCGCGGCUUGUAUGCAACUUCUUGCGUGCUAGAAACCGCUAUUCGCCAUCUGUCCGGUUUCGCUUGAACUAACGCGACGACAGCCUGGCCACACCACGUGGUGAAUUUCUGGGGUGCUCGUCGUGGCUAUGAUGUUGCUCUUUAUGUUGCCGGAAUUAUGUACGGUUGCACGGUCACGGCCUCAUCGGCAUAAGAGUACACACGCGCGACAAGUAUCGUUGGUGUUAUCACGAUGAGUCCACUAGCACGGCCCUAGGGUGGUACCCUCGUUUGAAGGGAUCUUCAAACGAUUUCACAUUAGAUAUGUUUGCUAAUUACCAAAAGUGUUACAAAAGUUACCUGUUCGUGUGGUUACGGCCGUUUUACAAUAAUCGUUCGAAAUUAUUUAGGCUGGCUUCUAUUUCACCGACUUGGUUCUAUUACGCAAUAUGGCUUCUGCCUAACCAUGAAAGAAAGCACACUAUUGUAUUGGAGUUUACAGGUUUUAGAAUAGGUAUCUUACUGUCGAUCCACGUGUUCAAUUCUCCCUUUUGGGAUUUUUUUUAGAAUUGUGUUUUCACUGCAAAUUUUACAAACUAGAAAAUUUAAUUAGCAUAAUUUCCUGUUUUUCUACAAUAGUUAAACUUUACUUUUCCUGUAAUCCAAGCACUGCACUCUAUUCUAUGCUUCUAGCUUUCACUAUCGGACUCUAAUCACUUUUACAACUUGGCACUGCCACUUAUGACUUGUUCCAACGAGGGUUGAAAUUAAAGAGAACCUUCAACUCAAUUUCUAUAUUUCAUGUACCUAAACGUCUAAACCCGAGUACAUUCGUUCGGCUCCCUUCGGGGCUUCAAUUCCGAAUUUAGGUAAAUGUUUGAACUUCGAAACUCAAUUAGUGGAUCCUGCAAUAACAAUCCAGAGACCUGGAACGCAUGAUUCGUUUUUUUUUACAGUGGAGGCUGAUUAUUGAAACCAAUGUUUUUUUGUUUCAAAUUAUGAUUUUUUUUUUAUAAGGAUGUUAAAGGAUUUUGUAACCGCGUUACAUUACUCCCUACCACCGGUAAAAAAAAAUAAAUGAAGUUCACUGAAUUUAUUUUUUUUUUAUAAAAAUAAAACAGUUUGUUUCUAUUAAUAUUAUUUUAAUUAGUUUUAAUUUAUCAAAACGGAUGUCCAAACUCAGAAAUUAGUACUAUAUUUAAACCAAACUUUUCAUUACUGUUGAACUUUAAACACAAAUUUAGUUGAUUUUAAAUUGUUGCUUAACUGAUAAAACGGAUGUUCAAACUCAGAAGAUAAUUAUAUAUUUACACAAAAAUACCAUUUAACUUUUCUCUAUGUAGCUCUGUCAUACCGGAAUACCACUUUCACAAAAUUUGUACUUCAUUUUAUUUACGUCUUUUUCAGACACGUCCUAGUACGUCUAGAACUAUACUGCGUGUAAGCUAAACCCACACAAAAUCUCCGCUUAGGAGUUGUCAAGAGCAUUCUCGACCAUAUUCUACCAAACCAAUUUGCUGUCUUAUGUACUGUUCAGAAUAAUCCGAACAAAAAUCUGUUACUAAUUAUUUCCCAAAACCUGCCUACUGACAAGCCAACUAGAACAUUUUAGUUCCAAAUGACAUCAACUAUUAUGGUACCCCUUUUUGAGAGCCGCUACUGUAACUACGACCGCAUCAACCUACGACCACUAAAACGAUAAGUUUGAGUUUGACGUUUCUUUACGUCAUCUAUUAUGUUUUGAUUAUAUGCUGCUAUUGGAGUGAAAUUGACUUGAUCUGAUACGGCAAAGCAAUGUUCCUGAAACUAAUCAAUUUUAUUGGAUAAUUGGAUCGGGAAUUGGUGAGAAACUUGUACUAGUGAACCGGAUUUAACCUAGAUGGAGCUGAAUUCAAAAAGAACGGAAAAAAGUACGUUACCCAUCAGCCCUGGGCCGGUUCUUCGAGACGCAAAGAGGAGAUUGCUCGUAGUUCUAACGCUGUUUUUGGAGUCAAUCCCUCUUGCCAUACUCGGUGUUAACAAACUCUCUUCGUACUCUGGGUCAACGAUAUCUAUCGAGAGCACAGCCCGUGACAGAGCGUCUGCCGUGAUGUUAAGCGACCCCUUCCGGUACAGUAGCUCAAAGUCGUACUGCUGGAGCUUCAGGGCCCACCGAAUCAGUUUUGCCGACCCUCCUUCGGCACUUAUCUUCCGAAGCCAAAUUAGACUCUGGGCAUCAGUCACCACUGUGAAGCGGGACCCCUCUACAUAUUGACGAAACUUUUGAAUGGCCAGAAUGACUCCAAGGCAUUCUUUUUCCGUCGGCGCAUAUUUUCGUUGGGUCGCUGACAGCUUUUUAGAGAAAAAUGCUAUCGGUCUCUUUGUUCCGUUGAUGACCUGAACGAGAACGGCGCCUACUGCGACAUCUGAGGCAUCCGACUCAAUAAUGAAGGGGGCUCUGAAAUCCGGGUUGGCCAACACAUUUGGAGAGGUAAGUACCGACUUAAUCUUCAAAAAUGCUGCGUCGGCUUCUUUCGACCAACAUAUUUUCCCCUUUUUCCCUUUCAAUAACUCUGUGAUGGGAGCGGUUAAGUCACUGAAAUGAUCAAUGAAUUGCUUGUAAAAGCUGACCAUGCCGAUAAAUCGUCUUACUUCUUUAGGAGUCUUUGGAAUAGGGUAAUCUAAGAUUGGUUGGAUUUUGGAGCUGUCUAUAGCUAAACCUUGUUCGGACAAGGUGUAGCCCAAGUAGCUAAUUCUUCUUUGACAGAAUUUUGACUUUUCCAAACUAAUUGUUAAAUUAGCUUGUCUUAAUCUCUCAGCGACUAGUCUUAGAAGGCGGAAAUGUUCUUUCAGGGAAUUUGAAGUAAUAAUUAUGUCAUCUAGAUACACGUAAACAUACGGUUCUAGGUCAAUCCCAAGCACUUUGUUCAUUAGCUUAGUUUGGGUUGUUGGGGCCCCUUUUAGGCCAAAAGGCAUGACCUUGAAUCGGAAUAGAUUCUUGCCUGCCCUGAAAGAAGUAUAAUCCCGACUCGAUUCCUCAAGAGGAAUCUGCCAAUAUGCCUUUGAAAGGUCAAUGACUGUGAAAUAUUUGGAUCUUUCUAUUCUGCCGAGAAUACCUAACAUGUCCGGGUAGGGAUAUGCUUCAUUCUUGGUCGCAUCGUUUAUUCGCCGACAAUCUAGGCAUAUUCUCCACUCUCCUGAAGAUUUUUUCACGGGCAGCAAUGGAUUACACCAUUCUGCGGUUGAUUCCUCGAUAACAUCAAGUUCUAACAUCCUCGCUACCUCUUUGUCCACCUCCUUUUGGAUAUGUGGAGAACAUCGGUACUGAGGUGGUUUUUUCGGUACAGCCCCUUCUACCAAAUCAAUUUUAUGGCAAAUUAGGUUUGUUCUUCCUAGUUUACCUUUGUUAGUCGUUUUAAACAGUUCAAUAAUCUGAUCUAGUUCAUUCCGUUCAUUAAUUGAUAGGUCAUGCUCUGUAACAAUGUCUAGAUCUCCUUUAUUUCCAGGUUCAUCUAGAAAGGGUAGGUCCAAGCUAGUAUCCUCGAUCUCCUCUUCAUUGGCCGCGUUAAUUUCUUCCCCAGGUUCAACUGUGAAAACGAUCGUCUCUUCCAUAUCGGCAUAAAAGUUUUCUAUCAUAUUGAUGGCGUUUCCUUCUUGAUUGUUAAUUAUUUGAAUCGCCUUACCUUCCACAAACGCUGGGGCAAUUUUAAAUGUAUCCCAAAAGUCCAUUCCAAGGAUGAGUUUUUUUGAAAUUUGAGGAACGAGUAGGGUCGGAACAAUGUUAGUUAGCCCAUUAAAUGUGUAAGGUAUUUGAACAACUCCUUCACAUUUAUAAGCUGUCUCAUCAGCUGUCUUUAUGGUUAAAUUGAUAGGGUGGAUUUUAAAUCCAUGUUUGUUUACAAGUUCACGAGAGCUUAGAAUACUUACGCUUGCUCCCGAAUCUAACAACGCAAUCAUUUUACUCCCCAGUAUCUCCACAUGAACAUAUGGACAUCUGUUCGGUUUUGUAUGAAUGUAAAACGUUGUUGCAUAUUUUGAAAACGGUUGCUCAAGACCGACAUUAUUCUCGUUUUUGCAUUCCGGGGAGUUUCUAAGUGGGGCAGAAAGAUUCCUCCCUACAAUCUUUCUGAAUUUUCGUUUCCCUGUUGAUCCACUGGAAAACGAUGGUUAUUGGGACAAUUUGCUGUGACGUAAUUCAUCUGUCCACAGUAGUGGCAAAAAAUUUUCUUUUGUUUGUUGCAGUUACGCCAAAAGUGGCCGUACUGCCGACAAUUCCAGCACAAAACAUUGUCUUCGCCCUCUGGGACCUUUUGGUUAAUUGUGUUCGUCAUUUCCUUCGUUCUUUGCAUAGCUUUAUUCUUACGAAUGGCCUGUCCAAUAGCAUUAACCUCCUCUUCUACGUAUUCUUCAUCUUCCCAGUUCUGUUCGCCCUCUUCAACGUUAUUGACUUGGUGUAUUCUGUUCCUAGGAUAUGUACCAUAAUUUCGGUACAUGGAUUUGUCCAGUUCAUGACAUACAGCUGUAAGUUCAUCGAUACGUUCAAUUCUGUAGAUAGUUAGAAAUGGCUUGUAACAGUCUUUCAUAUUUUCUUUAAGAAUAUCGAGUUUACGCUCCUCUGAUAAGGGUUUUGUCAGUUGUUGUGCCAGUUUCUCAACUGCUGACAAAAAAGCAUUGAACGUUUCAUUAGGUAAUUGCCUCCGAUCCAAAAUUUGGCGUUCGAUCACCUUGUCCUUAUUGGGCUGCUCGAAACGCAAUCGUAACUGAUGCUUAAAUCUUGCCCAAGUCGUAAACUUGUGGCAGAACGUAAAAUACCAUUCCUCAGCCUCCGAAUUUUCUUUAAAAAAGAAAUUUGCCUGGCUCAAUAGUUCCUGAUCCGUUAUUUUAUUAUUUCUUGCUAGUAUUUCUACUUUGUUCAAGAACUGGGUCACUGUGGGUCCUCUUGAAUCCCCACUGAAAUUUAUUCGCCACUUACUUACUGGCACUUGCCAGCGAGCUCGUGGGUCACCAUUUGGUCGGAUCAUUUGUUCAGGUUCGCGUUCGACGUUUCCCGCAAAAGAAACGUGUGACGCAAUAGAGUUUGGGUAAACUCUCUGAAACUGUUCUUGGCGGUCAGGGUGUCUGUGCAUUUGUGGUGGCGGAGUUACUGGCGGUGGUGGUGGUAGUGGAGGGGAAGGAGGAGGUACUGGUGUUGAUGCCCUCUGAUUAGCUAGCAUCGGGGUCAACUUCUCCAUCAGCGCAGACAUCUGCUCUGACAACGCUUGUUGUAUGUAGCGAUUUAUUUCUUCCUUCCAAUGAUCCCCUUGAACCGCCGCUGGGUUACCAAUACCACUUUGGUUUUUCCUAUAUGGUAACAGUGGUUCACGAUUUGUCUCUUCGCGUCUCUGUGAGUUUUGACGAAACUCUGCGAAAAGCAAAUCCAGCUCUUCCUCAAUACUCCCUGAUGACUCGCGUCCGCCAGCCGCUUCAUCCAGUAACCCUGACUCUCUUUGUUCAUUUGGAUUCGGAACCUCUAUAUGUUGCUUGGACAUUUGAGCCGAACGAGCCACUCCUGGUAUAUCCGAAAAAUUAAGAAUCGAUUUUUCAUUAGACUCGUGCUGUUCCUUCGGUUCAGGAACAGCCGACAUACUCAUGUGCACAUUAGGAGGCAAUUGGCUACCUCUCCGGUCUAACGGAUUACCGUACCGAUCUAACAAGUCCUCAAUCUCCGUUAAGAAUUCAUUUUUCAAUCUACCUUGCUCCCUGGUUACAGCAUUUGCCCUAAUAACUCUCAGUCUACAAUGUCUUAGACGGGAGAUAAACUUCGAUUCCGGGUAAAACUGAAUAGCGUGUUUUAUAUCUUGUACCUUUUCCCUAAUCGCAUCAUAUUCUUGAGCUAUUGAUACUUUGGAUCGAAGAACCUUUGGCUUACGAACUUCUUCCAAUUGAGCAUGUUUUAGUCUCUGUCGUUUUAUCUCUAGCGAACCAUCAAUCGGCAAACAUCUUAGUUUCAGUUCAUAGUCAAUUUCAUCAUUUAGUAGGUCGUUAGGGUUUAUGUAAUAGUCAAUUCUAUCCAUUUCUUGAGAAUUCAUUUUACUAAUGUUAUAUUCUAUUUUACAGGUUUUCUAUAACAGCUGAUAGGCUCGAAUGUUUCAGCAACUUAGUUAAUUAACGAAAAAAAUGUGUACAAAUAAAAAAAGAAAAUAUAUAUGGUAUGUGUGUAUGUAGUAUUCCAAAAUAAGUAACUUAAAAAAUAAGAAAAUUCAAAAUCAAAAUCCGAAAAGCUACCAAUUCUUAACUUCACAAACUCAAUACUAACCCAUCAAUUAAGCAAACAAUCAAAUUCAACUAAAACUUAUCAAAUUCAGUACUUACGAUCUAUUAUUUACAGAUUACUCAACAAAACCGUUGGUUGGGCGCCAAAUGUAACGGGACAGGGAAGGGAAGAUAAGGUUCGGAAGGAACAAUCCCCACUUAAGCGCCAGGUGGAUUCGAGGUUCCACCGUGAAGAUGCGUGUCCAAAAUCUCUAGAAAUGUCCCGUACCCGGCCAGGAAUCCUCAGGGCGAGUCCUUUCUUCAAACCUAAACCCGCUUUCGAAACCUCAGCACGACCAAAAACCAAACCGAAAGAAUAACUAUUAGAAAAAAAUAUUUACAAUUCACAGGGUGGGUUGGUUACCAUGUGGAUUUCCUUCCCAGAGCCUAUUCUACCGUACGAAGCUAACCACCGAUCUGAGUUGAACUCCCUCUUUCACUAAAACCGUCAGAAACUACUAGAUUGGAAACCACUGCUCAUUUACGUUCAUGGCAUGCAUUUAUUUUCUCGACUUAUGCAUUGACUCACUAAAACAAACUCGAGUUCAAUUGUUCAAUUCGACCAUCAUUGUACAUUUGGGGGUUUAGGAUUAGGUUAGUAGUUUACAAUUGGGAAGAUCUUACUUGUAGGUUCACUUCCGGAAGUCGCAGCGGUAUCCCCCGGAGUCCAGCGGUGGUAAGUGCACUUACUGUGGUGAUGGCGUGAUUCGGACCGCCACGUGACGAGCUCGUUUCGCUGAUACACUUUUUGGUCGGGAACGUGUGACCUCCCGCGGCUUGUAUGCAACUUCUUGCGUGCUAGAAACCGCUAUUCGCCAUCUGUCCGGUUUCGCUUGAACUAACGCGACGACAGCCUGGCCACACCACGUGGUGAAUUUCUGGAGUGCUCGUCGUGGCUAUGAUGUUGCGCUUUAUGUUGCCGGAAUUAUGUACGGUUGCACGGUCACGGCCUCAUCGGCAUAAGAGUACACACGCGCGACAAGUAUCGUUGGUGUUAUCACGAUGAGUCCACUAGCACGGCCCUAGGGUGGUACCCUCGUUUGAAGGGAUCUUCAAACGAUUUCACAUUAGAUAUGUUUGCUAAUUACCAAAAGUGUUACAAAAGUUACCUGUUCGUGUGGUUACGGCCGUUUUACAAUAAUCGUUCGAAAUUAUUUAGGCUGGCUUCUAUUUCACCGACUUGGUUCUAUUACGCAAUAUGGCUUCUGCCUAACCAUGAAAGAAAGCACACUAUUGUAUUGGAGUUUACAGGUUUUAGAAUAGGUAUCUUACUGUCGAUCCACGUGUUCAAUUCUCCCUUUUGGGAUUUUUUUUAGAAUUGUGUUUUCACUGCAAAUUUUACAAACUAGAAAAUUUAAUUGGCAUAAUUUCCUGUUUUUCUACAAUAGUUAAACUUUACUUUUCCUGUAAUCCAAGCACUGCACUCUAUUCUAUGCUUCUAGCUUUCACUAUCGGACUCUAAUCACUUUUACAACUUGGCACUGCCACUUAUGACUUGUUCCAACGAGGGUUGAAAUUAAAGAGAACCUUCAACUCAAUUUCUAUAUUUCAUGUACCUAAACGUCUAAACCCGAGUACAUUCGUUCGGCUCCCUUCGGGGCUUCAAUUCCGAAUUUAGGUAAAUGUUUGAACUUCGAAACUCAAUUAGUGGAUCCUGCAAUAACAAUCCAGAGACCUGGAACGCAUGAUUCGUUUUUUUUUACAGUGGAGGCUGAUUAUUGAAACCAAUGUUUUUUUGUUUCAAAUUAUGAUUUUUUUUUUAUAAGGAUGUUAAAGGAUUUUGUAACCGCGUUACAAGUGCUAAGUAGCUCUAUAUAAGCAUUCCUAAUGCUUAUAGGCACUAUAACCAGUAAGAACUAAAUUAAGCCCUGUAAGCCUAUAUAAAGCCUACAAGCUGUAAUGAAGUUUGUCAGUGCUGUCACAGGGCUUGGAGCACAUGACGUUUAUAUCAAUCAAAAUAGAUUUCGACCAAAACAGACUCGAGUCGGUCAUGAUCAAUACAUUUUAAACAUCCAUGUCGGACGGAAUUGACGAAACGGGAUUAUUUUUGUUGUUGGCAUGUUUAUCGGAAUGGGAUUGUUAAAUAGAUAAUGGAAUUUGGUUAUCUUGAUUAUUCCAUUUUUUUCAAUCAAGACAAACUCCAGCUCGUUUCCCUCUUCUUGUGAAACGUUUCCCGACCAUUUAUUGUCUAUCCGGUUGGAAUCAAGACAGUCAUUCAAUCAAAAAUUGCCAUUUUCUUGGUCCACAAGUGUCGCAACUGUUUCGCAUCUAGUGCGCUGUGUUGCUAAGAACAACGACAAGGAUGCGCACUACUUUUGACAUAAUUCAAAAACGUCGCGAGUUGGGUCGUGUCGCGACUUGAUUGUGCGCGGUCCGGUUUGGUGGCGGCCCGACAAUAUAUAAACAUUGCAUCUCCUGCAUCAAUUCCUGCGUUCGUCACCACCAACCUUACCACUGAAUCAUCCUUAUCCCAUAUCAUUUUCAACCCUCGAAAUGCCCAAACUAUUUUGUUUUUCAUGGUUUAAAUACUAGUUUGAUCACACCAUUCCCAUGGUGCAUUGGUGGAGCAGAUGAGAAAGGCAACGGAUUUGGACUUGAUCAGGAACUCGGAGGACAACAGCUAGAAUCUGGAUGAAGUAGCAAAAAAGCAACUUCAAUGGAAGCGAAGGAAGUUAGAAAAGAACAGAUGAUAAACAAUUUCUUUUUCUUUGUCUCACUUUUGACAACUUUCGCUCCAGAGACUUGGUACGAUAUUUUAAAGUUGGCCGUAUAUCAGCCGAAUAAUUCGCCAAAAGUGGCUUUUGAGCAGCUCUAUAAGAGGAUAUAGAACCAAUUAGCUCUGUUAGCCAGGUUCUACAUUCGACUAUAGAGCCGACUUAAUGCUAUUUUUACGGCUUAAUGGUUACUUGGGUUAAUAUCCGUACUACCCCAAACCGUGUGAUGCGCAUUGGCGCCACAGCCAAUGAUAAAAGAUUUGUUGUUUUCUUCACAGAAUUGAACAAAUGAUGCGAUCUCAGGAGGAGGUACCUCAGGAACAUCACCAGGAAAGUAAGCUGAAGCCACAGCGAUCUCAGUUUUACCCCUAAUGGUUGGUACCUCUAGAGGUACUGGUAGCUACCAUGACCGCAACAAUGUCCUUUCUGAUAAACUCUGUGAUAGGAUAGCUUUUUAACGUUUUGCGUACUAAGAUAGCGGUUCUGGGAGAAUCAUAAAAUAGUUUACUAUUUUGUGUCAGAACUCCAAGAAUCUUUCAUUUAUUGGACCAUGGCUCUUGAAUAAGCGCCACUUCCAGUCCUUCUUUUUUAAACCUUCGACUCAACACAGCAGAAGCACCUUUUGCGUGAUGAAGGUUUACCUGUACGAACUUAAUUCCUGCCAUAAAAAAAAUCAUUUACCCACUUUUAUUAAGCGUCGGAAUGGAGACGUAAGAAAAGUGGUCGAUUAUCCCGGAGACAAAUAAGGUCCACUGCGUCAUUCUAUUUAUUUAUUUAUUUCAUUUCGUCAACCAACGUAGACUAGUACAUUAUACAUAUACAUAUUUUUCUUAUUUCCUAAUACUAUAUUUAUGAAACACAUUGAAAAAUAUAUUUGAAAAAUUGAUUAAGUUAAGUAGUGUUUUGUUUUUUUAAGUGUUCCUUUUUCUAAUGGUACGAAAUUUUGCCUUGACAUGGUAAAGUCAAUCGUUUCGCAAUGUUUAUUAUAAGCAACCAUCAUGCGAUUUAUAGGCCCAAAUUUGGCGUAGUUUGUUCGGUGGUGGUUACUUGCGAAAAUAUUUCGACUUCUUAAUUGCCGAGUAGGUAUUGCAUUUUUUAUUCGUUGAUAGACUUUCGAGCAAAUCUUCGAAGAGAAAAAAUAAAUACACUCAUUGCACAAUUAUGGGUCACGCAAGGCACAAUCAUUUCAUAAUAUGAAUCGUUUUACAUACAAAAAUAAUACUUUCAUUAUUUUUAUUUUAUAUUCUCUUCAUUGAAACUCCUUUUUAUUGUUUUAUAUAGAAAUUUGCUUGUAAAAUUCAUUUUAGACAGUGAAAAUUACUAAAAUGUUGGUGGAUAAUGAAAACCACAAUAAUGGGUCAAAAUUGACUGUGUAACAAUUAUGGGUCAAUUUGUUGCCUAUUAUGAGUCACUCAAGAGGAAUUGGCUCAACAAUAAUGUUUUGUCUUUUUGUCUAUUUUUUCACUGAUUGAUCACUUAUUCUCGAUAAAUCAACUAAAGUAGAAUCUAAAACUGGUCUCAAACCUCUUAACGAUGCGUGUUUUCACGAUUUGGAAUUAAUUUUUCAAAAUUGGGACGAAAUCUUCAACACAACCACCGAUAAACGCCUAAAAGUAUGCAAUGCCCAUGUACGCAGAACUGUCAAUUUUAUGCUGCACAAAAAGUGACCCAUAAUUGUGUGAUUUUCGGUGUUCCUUGGCACAAUAAUGAGUCGCUUAAAUUUUGCCAGAAAUAAGCUGCAGUCACAUGAAUUUCUACAUUUAGAACGUUAAUUGGGUUCUUUAGGGGUAUCCGGAUUAUUUCAUAAUCGGAUUCUCCGCCCAAAAAUUAGUCGAAAUCUAAAAUUUCAUAAUUUUUGGACUCCGGGAACUAUUUUUAAAAUGCAUUUAAAGUUUGUAUGGGGAAAAUUUUUUGUUCGGGUCGAACUGUCACUUUAACGAUUGAACUGUCAUUCUGUCCACGAAAAUUAAAACUGUUUUGUUAAAUUACCCAUCAAAACAAAGGUGUUGGAAUCCAAUAAAUUCACGUUAUACUCAGAAAAAUUAGCUCUUUCGAUUAGGCUAUAGAAAAUUGCAAUAUUUUAUUCACUAAACAACCCAAUUAUACCUUUGUUCUGGAGACGAUACCAUUUUGCACUUGGAAAUCACUGAAGCUCGCUUUUACAGAGCUUACGAAAGCAGCGCAAGCACCUUCCGAUAUUUACAAUCGAAGUGUUACUUUGACAGAUGGUUUUGCGCCGUACAAAAAAAUAUCGAAAAUAUGUAUGUUUUGACGUAUAAGCCCGUGUGCGAUACGUAUAGUGACACAAAACAAAUCAACUUAUGAACGAAAAAUGAUUAUGGCUAACAAAAGCUUGCAAUAUUAAUUCCCAGGUAACCACUAAGCACUGUUCUGAGCAUUAUAACGGCCAUUAAACAGCUUUUCAGUGGUAAGUAGCUCUAUAUAAGCAUUCCUAAUGCUUAUAGGCACUAUAACCAGUAAGAACCAAAUUAAGCCCUGUAAGCCUAUAUAAAGCCUACAAGCUGUAAUGAAGUUUGUCAGUGCUGUCACAGGGCUUGGAGCACAUGACGUUUAUAUCAAUCAAAAUAGAUUUCGACCAAAACAGACUCGAGUCGGUCAUGAUCAAUACAUUUUAAACAUCCAUGUCGGACGGAAUUGACGAAACGGGAUUAUUUUUGUUGUUGGCAUGUUUAUCGGAAUGGGGUUGUUAAAUAGAUAAUGGAAUUUGGUUAUCUUGAUUAUUCCAUUUUUUUCAAUCAAGACAAACUCCAGCUCGUUUCCCUCUUCUUGUGAAACGUUUCCCGACCAUUUAUUGUCUAUCCGGUUGGAAUCAAGACAGUCAUUCAAUCAAAAAUUGCCAUUUUCUUGGUCCACAAGUGUCGCAACUGUUUCGCAUCUAGUGCGCUGUGUUGCUAAGAACAACGACAAAGAUGCGCACUACUUUUGACAUAAUUCAAAAACGUCGCGAGUUGGGUCGUGUCGCGACUUGAUUGUGCGCGGUCCGGUUUGGUGGCGGCCCGACAAUAUCACGGUGUGUCUGGUGGACAACAUUAAUUUAAAAAAAUCGGUAUCGCUAAGACACCCACCAAACGAAAGCUAAGGGUCCCCCCUUUCAUGUGAGACUUAAAGGAGAAAGUUCUAUCGGCGGGUCUAGAACAAUUUUUUUUUUUUGAAAAAAGAUUGAUAUUUUUUCAUUUUUUUCGAAGAACACAUUUCUGACAAAACACUGUUUUUCCAUUGCAAGCAUGAUUUUCCGACGAUAUAUUUUUAUAUUAUGUUUAUUAUUCUUCACAUAAAAGCACAAUAGUACCAUGUGAAUGGGAAAUCCAGGCGAUGACAGUUUUGUGUUUAUGGACAGUGUGGUGAAAGUACUAGAACAUUGAGUAUAAAAUCGAGUGAUAUGCAGUUCCUUUGAUUUCCAAUCUAGAUUCCAAUAAUGUGUUUGCAUCCUAUGACAGAUGCAUAUACGUCUUUAGGGUCUCGUAUUUGACUGGCACCAGCAGGUCACCAAUCGACCACCUUUACAGUAUAUACCGUCAUUUGGUUCUUCAGAUUUGUGCUCUUGAAAUUUCGGGGUGUGACUUCGUCAUAUAUGCUCCUAAAACAGCUUCUCAACUUCAAUGCGCGUCUGGUACUCAAGACACAUGUUUUCUUUCGCCUUCUUCUUCUUCUUCUUCUUCUUGGCGAAACGUCCCUACAGGGACAACGCAUGCUUCUUAGCUUGUUCUAUGAGCACUGUAGGAGAUGUAAUAAGAAUAAAUGAAAUUGUUUGAUUUGUUUGAAAUUUUCUUAUUUUAUCUCCUACAAGCACUUUCACAGUUUUUAACUAAAAACUUCUUUUGCCAAAUACUUUUGUGUGACAUGCUCGAAAAUACUACAUGCUCAUUUAAGUCGAGGAAAUUUCCUUCACGAAAAGGUCCUGGACUGACCGGGAAUCGAACCCGUCAUCCUCAGCAUGGUUGUGCUGGGUACUCACGCCUUUGCAGAUGUGGCUUUAUGGGCACUUUUCGUUAUCAAAAACAAAUCAUCGGUGAACAAAAUCGGUUUACUGUUCAGGUCACUCGUUGACGCCGGUUUCUAUCUGGAUGGUAGUUCAUGAAUAUUUGAGAGCUUCAUCUGAUCUGCCUGAUCUCUGGGUUUAACCCGCAAAUAUUCAGCAACCGCAGCAACUUUAUGAGAAGUCUGAAUGAUGUUCAACCUGUUUCAAUGUACUUCAGCUUCAGUGCAAACAAGCUGCUUGCCUUUGAUCAUUUUCCUGUAGCAUCUAGAACACAACCGCAACGAGAAAUUUCUUUCUGCGUCAUCGGUAGUAGCGCUAGAUUUGCCACGUUUGCCCAUUAUGAGAAGUAGUAGUUCUUGCAGAACAACAUAUUUCACAAAUAAGGGCCGCAACUCCAUGUAGAAGGUUUCAAAUAAUAUGUAAGCUCAUAGAGAGUAAAUCUAAUGGGUAUAUUCGCCACCAUUGAAUGGGAUAAAUUUAAAAGAGCAAGUCCGAACUUUUUUGUGGGGUAGUACUAACUGCUAUCUCUGAUAUCUUUCAGAAAAAAAGUUUUCAUAAUAUCAACAACCUGCAAGUAGAAACAAGACAAGUAGAAACAGACAUACAGGGGAUGGCCAAAAUGUUUGGGAUAGGCAACUUUUUUUUCUCUCACAAAAAAGGUCAACAUGCUAUAACUUUUCAUAGAGUGCAUCAAAAAUUCUCAAAUUUUGACUGUUUGUCAACCUAUUAUAUGUGCAUCAUUGGUACAAAUUUGGGCCUGAUUGAUUAAUGUUUCGCAAAGUUAGAACCAUUCGCGUAAAAUACUAUUUUUUAGACAACUCAAUUUUGAGCUGUCAUAUCUCGGAAACCAGUGAACCGAAUUGAAUGAAAUUUUGAACGUACACAAACAAAAUGUAUGUGCUUCACAAACUAUCAAAACAUAGGUACUUUCUAAACGUUGAAAAAUAUUAUCAUGGAUUGACACUUUUUGGAUUUUUCUCGAAAAAAUGUGAUUUUUUUACAUCAAUGUCAAUAAAUUUUAGUGUUGAUAUCCAAAGAUUUUCCACUUCUGUUCUCAAGUUAUCUCUAAUCAGAUAUAUUAGAGCCUGUUUAGAAGGAAGAAAGAACACAUUUAGUAAUUUUUGUGUGGUAUUGUAAAUUUGACUUAUUUUCCUCAAUAUGGGUAAAAAUUUCAAUCCGGUAUAACUUAAUUCGUCGUUAGAAAAUAUUUCAUUUUAUAUCGUCGUAUUAAGUAUCAAAAUAUUGUUGAUAAACGUUAAAAAAUUCAUUCAAUUCGGUUCACUGGUUUCCGAGAUAUGACAGUUCAAAAAUGAUAUGUCUAAAAAAUAGUGUUUUACUCGAACGGUUCUAACUUCACGAAAAAUUAAUCAAUGGAGCCCAAAUUUGUACCGAUGAUGCAUAUAUAAUAGGUUGACAAACAGUCAAAAUUUGAGAUUUUUUGAUGCACUUUAUGAAAAGUUACAGCAUGUUGAAUUUUUUUGUGAGAGAAAAAAAGUUGCCUAUCCCAAACAUUUUGGCCAUCCCCUGUAUGUACUUUAAUGUAAAACAUGUAUAUAUGUCAAUAAAGCUGUAGAAAUGAAUGAAAAGUUGCUAACUCGUCUAUUAUGCCAUGAUGCUAGCAGAAGAUGUGGAGCGGACCUGGUGUGAUGGUUAGAACACUUGACUAUCACGCCGAGGACCUGGGAUCGAGUCCCACUCCCGACAAACUCGCAAAAUGUGAGUUCUUCCUUCGGAAGGGAAGUGAAGCGUGGGUCCCGAGAUGAACUAGCCAAGGGCUAAAAAUCUCGUUAAUACAGAUUAAAAAAAAAUAGCAAAAAAACAAACUAUUGAUAACCGACAGAUUAGCACAUUGUUCUUACUACAUAUACCGUUAGACAUGUAGCAUUAAUUAUUCUGUUUUUGUCAGUAGAGUAAGGCUACCUGUUCACAAAGGUAUACUGUUACCAAUAUUUUUUACUGAACAAAUCUAAAACAGUAAACAUCAACUGCUUUCGAUGAUAAUUGUGGCGGAAAAACAUUUCUUCAAACACAAAACGUACUCUUUGGUUUGGUUUUCCUCGUCACUUAGGGGGUUCUUGUCGUAGUU
Messenger RNA from Aedes albopictus (Asian tiger mosquito), 17028 nucleotides. RefSeq lists its product as uncharacterized. The record is from RefSeq and is a predicted model, not a curated record. The coding region runs from base 18 to 1304 and encodes 428 amino acids. NCBI's taxonomy places the organism in Eukaryota, Metazoa, Arthropoda, Insecta, Diptera, Culicidae. The transcript has 3 exons.